AUGUUCGGAUUCAAUUUCUUUGCCAAAGAACCGGGAGACAACUAUGUGACUCCACGAAGAUUUCAGGAGCAGGCCAGUCAUGACAUACAGGAUCAUUUGAAGAAGAUACGUGAGCAGGGUGGCUUUGAAGAAUACAGAAAAAAGAGGCAGCAUCAGCAUUUGUCGGCGAAAAAGCUUUUAGGACUGCAAAAGCACAAGAAACAGGAUCCAGUUCAACAACGGCAAGAUCAACAGCGGCAGCAGCAACUACAACAGAAUGGAAUCCAGAGUGAUGAGGCAUCUUCCCUUGUGAAGGGCCCCAUUUCUUAUAUGCCGUAUGGAAGUUCACCAUUGAGAAAAACCGUGUCGGUGGACUCGUCUGACCAAUCGUCGAUCGACUCUGGUUCCUCCGUUUCAAGUGGAAUAUCGGCAAGCCAGAUGUCGUUAAGUAGACAGGCUUCGGUAAUGACAAACGGCAGUUCAAUAUUUUCAUCAGUUCCACAGCUAGCCAGAAUAUAUACAAAUUCGACAGUGCCAACGACAAUCGAUGCGUCGGUAAAUGGAAUACCGUCAUCCCUCGAGCAAAGUGGAGAUCUGAGUUUGAAUGAUGCACUUCCAAAGAACUUUUCGGACUAUUACGCACCAGGACUUGAAACGGAAAGAUUUUCAAAUGGUCGUCCCGUCUUCACCAAGAGAGAUUUGAGGUUCUGGGAGAUGAAUGACAUUCGGUCAUUGCUAAUUUACGAAAGACUGCGUCCGGAAUGGCACGGAAAGGUUCCAGAGGUGAUAUCACCAUAUUCCGAGUUGGCUUUUCGAAUUCAGCUUAUCCCGUUGUGGUGUUCUGAUGAGGAGUUUGCAGAUUGUUUGGCACACUCGGACAUUUAUAGAGAGUCCAAGUUUGGACUCGAUUUCAGAGUCAAUACAGCAAAGUAUAUCCUCCAGAAAGCAAGAUUACGCCACAAGUCGAUUCUGGAAACAAACUUCUCCAUUCCGGAGGCUGCUUUUAAUCCACAGACAAGUCUUGUGGGUGAUAUCCAAUAUGAUGCAUAUUUUAAAUUUGAAUGGAGAAAUGUCAUUGAAAACUAUCUUCUCAAUCUAGCAAUAGAGAAUCAGUGCAGGCACGAUUUUAAGGAGCGGAUGGGUAAGAUCAAGCGCAUCAAUAGACACAGCCAGAACUGUUAUUCUACACCUUCUAAUGACCUUUACAAAAAGGUCCUUGCACACAAUAACAGUGUCAAUCUCGACACAAACAUGAAACAGCAAAUAUGGCAGGAUGUGCAAAGAAACGUGUAUGGCCGACUGGAACUUGGUGCAACUGAUCUCUGCGUGUGA
Molecule: messenger RNA, 1311 nt
Organism: Brettanomyces bruxellensis
Lineage: Eukaryota; Fungi; Ascomycota; Pichiomycetes; Pichiales; Pichiaceae
Exons: 1
Coding region: 1-1311 (436 amino acids)
Source: RefSeq, a predicted model, not a curated record